GAAAUGGCCUACGCCAGAAGCUCUAACGUAAAUAAAUAACAAGCCAAAUUGUAUGAGCAGAAUGGCGAAACAGGAUAGGAAUAUAAGCCAUGGCAUUAUACAGUACAUGGUAACAGCAGACUCAACCAGCAAGGGAAGUGUUUAAAAAGUUUGCAUGCUUUUUACUUGUUGUGCAGCAUUUGUUACACAUCUGGACCGGUUUUUAGGAGUGGAAAAUGUCGACCGCUAAAAAUUCGUCUCGCAAUCUGUUGGUGUUUCUGGCGCUUGACAGCAAUUUACACGCCACUCGUCCGAUGAUUGCCCACUCAAAAGUGGACGAGGAUCAGAGGAAAGCUUCAGUCUUCAAUCAGAAGUCGAGUUCAUCGCUCGCUAAUGUGCGCUCUCAACGAUCCCUCGGCAACUGUUAAACAUCGUUUCCCUUCCAAUUAACUCCCCCCCGCUUAGCAGUGUUAGAUUUCGAAUUGAUAAGUGAUACAAUUUGGUAACCGUGAGAGAUGACCCGUCUCACAUAUGGCAGCAUUCGAUUUUUAAUUGGUCGAACCUGAUUAGGGUUGCCUCUAUACACGCACGUUUACAAUUUGCUGACUUCAUAAUUAAAUAGCUCGUGGACUCUUGGUGGUCGUGACGUGAAAUCUAAUUGAAUCUUGAACGUGGACGAAGUAAAUUAUCGGAAGGACCUUUAUUAGUUUUUGGAUUGUGGUGAUUUAUUGGGUAAUAUAAUCUUCGUUGCCAACUGACUACAACCUGGUGUUCGAAACCGAAAUAGAAACAUGGAAAGACUACCUAGAACCACACAGUUCGUGUCUCUUCUUCUCGUUUUGAUAACCCUGGCAGCUUGGGUUUCAUCGACAUUAGCCCAUACUGCUCAUCAUCGCACAGGCAAACCGAGACGAAUCCAGGUGUAUCAGGGAGACGACGCCAUGUUUCGUUGUCCAAGAAAAUUAAAAUUUGAAAAAUCUGGCUUUAACCACUCUAGCGUUGAGUGGUAUCAGAAUGGCAGCCUUGUGGAUAGGACCAUACACGGGCGAUUGCGCUUCUCUAUCCGUCGAAAUACGAUCUGCAUAGACAACGUUCACUCCGAAGACGAUGGAGUUUGGGGAGUAAGGCCUCGCUCUCGAGAACGGAACCGCAAUAUUAGUGCCGUUGAAUCUGUUUCCAAAUUCAAAUCAAGAACUUGGUGCAAUUUCACCCUCGAGGUAUUAGAAGAUCCUGAAGUUGGAGAAUUACUCCCUGUGAGCGAUGGACUUCAAACAGAGGGAAAACAAUCACAGCAAGAAUUUGUUGGCCGCUCUUCUUCUCAAACUAGACCAGUUCAUUCUUUUCCGAAGUUUAGACGACUUGAACGUAAAAAGGAGCCACAGAUAAUAGUGAAACGUACCGGGGAAACUGUGGCGCUGAAAUGCCCGACUCGUGAUCAUAGGCUAUAUUCGACGUCGGUGAUCGACUGGAGGAAAAAUGGAGAAGAAAUUGUACAGCCAAAAUUAGAAAAGAGCGGGCGAUCAUUAAAACUAGAAGCCAUAACAAAACAAGAUUCUGGAGAAUACAUAUGUGUUAUCACUGAUCUCAACGACCAAAGUUUGAAUUUCACCUUCCAGCUAAAUGUUCUGGACGUCCCUCUGAAGCCAAAGUUACUGGGAAUGCAGAACAUAACAGUUCGCAUCGGGGACACUGCCCGCCUCAACUGCAGCAUGGCGUCCCAGGAUCAUCGCCUGUCUACCGUAGAAUGGUUACGUCAGGCGACUGCCAAUAAUAGAUCUCACGGUGACUCGAUGCCACUUCACAGUAGUCCAUACUUUGAAGUAUUAGACGUUGAUUAUUCCGGUGGCAAAGAUAGGCGAAUUCUUUCGAUUGAAAACGUCACGCAUGAAGAUGACGGUAAAUAUCUUUGCUUAGUAACAAACAAAUACGGGACAUCCGUUCAAAGUUCCUGGCUCAUUAUAGAUGAUGGAAACCAAAUGGAAUCUCAUCAUGAUUGGUUAACGGCUCAAGCUUCUACGGCGGUGGCCGUAAGUGGAGCAAUCGUUAUCACAUGUAUUGCUUCUCUAUUCAUUUUAAUUCGGAUUAAUUACAGGACACACGCAAGAUAGAAAAGGUGCGGAUCCCCUGCUCGCAAAAAAAGGUGUUUUGCCGUUUGCAUUUUGCCUUAGUUACCAAAUAUCAAGCACAACACAUUUCAAAAGGUUCUCAGUCGUCUCUCGUUGAAACCUGUCAAAACAAUAGUGUUAUAGAGCCCUCCCUGCUUUAAUAAUAAAUGACGAACCAACAAAACAUCGGUGGAUUCGGUCGCUGCGUUACCAACGAAGAACGAGCCGUCGUUGGGUUCUUUAUUCUUUCUUCUCCCGUCUGAUUCCUCAUGACGUCCUUGCGUAUUUAAAAAGCAAACUAAAGUAAAUAAAAUACAAAUUAAUAAUU
This is a messenger RNA of Daphnia pulicaria, 2412 nucleotides long. RefSeq names its product fibroblast growth factor receptor 1-like. Lineage: Eukaryota; Metazoa; Arthropoda; Branchiopoda; Diplostraca; Daphniidae. The record is from RefSeq and is a predicted model, not a curated record. The coding region runs from base 771 to 2087 and encodes 438 amino acids. The transcript has 8 exons.